AUGGGUGAUAGUGUCUCAUUUCAGCGGUCCCCGGACGACUCGGAUUCAGAUUCGGAUUUGAAUUCUUUAUUCGGGGAGAUUUCCGACCUAGUCACGCUUGAUGAUGAACGUCUGAGGUCUACGACAUCAACUUCUAGAGAAGCUGUGCUUGUCCAACAAACUGAUCCAGUAUAUGGUCUUCAAUGGACUAACGGAAAUGGCAAUUUUUCUCUCACACCUCGAUGGACCGUCGAGCCAACAAUUGGUGCUAUCAUCCUGACGCUGCGGAAUGUCAUCGAUCUACAUAAGAGAUAUACUGUUGAGCACCUCUGGGACGGAACAUUCAAUAAGAUUUAUUCGGUUUCAUAUGAUCAAACGCACCUUAUCAUGCGUAUCUCUCUUCCCGUAUGCCCAAGAACCAAGACGGAAAGUGAGGCGGCAACAAUCCAAUCUUACGACUCUUCGCGCGACAACCCCAUAGGCUUCGAAUGGAUAUUGAUGGACCGGAUCGACGGAAUACCCCUUUCUCAGUGUUGGAGUUCCGUUACUCAGGAUGCUAAAGAGCGCAUAGUAAAGCAAAUCGCUAGAUAUGCCGCUACCGCCUUUAGGGCGCAAUUCAAAGGCGUCGGUAACCUAUACCCUCCACGAUCGUAUUCGUCGGGUUCUCAGCCUCGGGUAGCCGACCUUCGCUUAAAGACACUAGAGAUAUCCGAUAAAGGUCAUCGCGAAAUUGCCACCAGAAUGAUAAUACUCAUUAACCAUCUUCGAGGCAUAGAGGAUAAGUUUUUCCCAACCCCCGAGAUCGGUUCCAACGAGAACCUCGUUUGUGAUGACGAUGAGUCGAUUGACAAGGACGAGGACGAGGAUGAUGAGGAUGUCGUUGACAAAGGAGAACGGCCUGACGAACCUACUAUGCUUUGGCAUGAUAACAUCUCCCUUGAUAACAUUCUAGUCGAUAAGAACGGAAUUCUCUGUGGCGUCAUUGGCUGGGAAUGUGUCUCUUGUCUCCCCCUUUACGAGGCCUGUCAAUUUCCUGCAUUUCUUCAACAACCACAGGACCGCCCUGUCGAGCCAUCAACGCCCUUUAGAGUUACGCGAAAACAGCCAAACAAUGAUCGGGAGAUCGCAAGUUAUGACAGGAAAUUGCGACAGCAUCACAUUACCCUACUGCGUCGGUCAUUCAUCACCGAGAUGCUUCACCUAUGUCCUGAAUGGGUUGCUAUUUUUGAUGGUAGGAGAUACUUGAGGGACUACGAGGCUGCGGUGCAGAAUUGCGACAACGAAUCUGCUUACGAGAUAGUCGAGAAAUGGGUAGAUGCUGUGGAGAGGGUAGAAAAUUCCGAUAGGACCCCCUGGCCUCUUCACGAACGUCUGAUGGGGUGA
Molecule: messenger RNA, 1362 nt
Organism: Annulohypoxylon maeteangense
Lineage: Eukaryota; Fungi; Ascomycota; Sordariomycetes; Xylariales; Hypoxylaceae
Product: kinase-like protein
Exons: 4
Coding region: 1-1362 (453 amino acids)
Source: RefSeq, a predicted model, not a curated record